Messenger RNA from Microtus ochrogaster (prairie vole), 2008 nucleotides. RefSeq names its product STAM binding protein like 1 (gene Stambpl1). NCBI's taxonomy places the organism in Eukaryota, Metazoa, Chordata, Mammalia, Rodentia, Cricetidae. Gene Ontology annotation, biological process: protein K63-linked deubiquitination. Gene Ontology annotation, molecular function: protein binding; K63-linked deubiquitinase activity; metal-dependent deubiquitinase activity. The record is from RefSeq and is a predicted model, not a curated record. Gene Ontology annotation, cellular component: membrane; endosome.
CCAGGGGCCGGGGUAGGGGAGGCCGGGACCGUAGCAGCGACGAUUUCUUUCCCCACGUUGCUUCCGCAGAGAAAGCCGCCACAGUUUCGGAGGUCACGGCCGUUCGUGGAUUUGCAAAGGCAUUGGGGCUGUCUCGCCCCCAAGAGCGAGCCCAAGCCACGGAAGGCAGCAGAGCUCGUCAGACCACGAGCAGAGAACCAAGAGGAGGCACGGCCCGGACCAGCUCGCGGGCGCCACCCAGCCUGGUGCCACAAGCACCCGUGCCUUGCGGAGCAGCCACCGCCGCCCCGGCUGCAGUGGCCACACGGAUGCCCGAGCCACGCGGCCCUCGCAGGGGCAGCCGCCACAGUCGCCGUCCCACGCGAACACCCGACACGCACGACUACUGAUGAAGUGAUUGAGAAGGAAGCACGAGCUGAGCACCUUGCCUUUGCAGCCGGGACAGCAUGGAGCAGCCGUUCACUGUGAACUCGCUGAAAAAGUUGGCCGCAAUGCCUGAUCAUACAGAUGUUUCUCUAAGUCCAGAGGAGCGGGUCCGGGCUCUAAGCAAGCUUGGUUGUAAUAUCUCUAUUAACGAAGACAUCACCCCACGCCGCUACUUCCGGUCCGGGGUAGAAAUGGAAAGGAUGGCGUCUGUGUAUUUGGAAGAAGGGAACCUGGAAAAUGCCUUUGUUCUUUAUAACAAAUUCAUCACAUUGUUUGUAGAAAAGCUUCCUGGCCAUCGAGAUUACCAGCAGUGUGAAGUUCCGGAGAAGCAGGAUAUCAUGAAGAAACUGAAGGAGAUUGCCUUCCCAAGGACAGAUGAAUUGAAAAAGGACCUGAUAAGGAAAUAUAACAUAGAAUACCAAGAGUAUUUGCAAAGCAAAAACAAAUACAAAGCCGAAAUUCUUAAAAAGUUGGAACAUCAGAGACUGAUAGAGGCGGAGCGCAAGCGGAUAGCUCAGAUGCGCCAGCAGCAACUAGAGUCAGAACAGUUCCUGUUUUUCGAAGAUCAGCUCAAGAAGCAAGAGUUGGCCCGCGGCCAGAUGCGAGGUCAAGACUCCCCGGUGCUGUCUGAGCAGACUGAUGGAAGCGGACUGUCCUGCUUUUCCACCCACCAGAACAACUCUCUACGGAACGUUUUUGCCGAUCAGCCCCGUAAAAGCGAUGGCAGCGAUUUCGCUGAUCACUCUCCUCCCGUGAACAGGGCCUUAAAGCCUGCGGCCACUCUGAGCGCCGUUCAGAAUUUAGUGGUUGAAGGCCUGCGGGGUGUGGUUUUAUCAAGAGACCUUUGCCAUAAAUUUCUGCUGCUGGCUGAAUCAAACACAGUAAGAGGAAUAGAGACCUGUGGAAUCCUCUGUGGCAAACUGACACAUAAUGAGUUCACUAUUACCCAUGUGAUCGUGCCAAAGCAGUCUGCAGGCCCAGACUAUUGCGACAUGGAGAGCGUAGAGGAAUUGUUCAAUGUCCAAGAUCAACAUGGUCUCCUCACGCUGGGAUGGAUUCAUACGCACCCCACGCAAACGGCAUUCCUGUCCAGUGUGGAUCUUCACACUCACUGCUCCUAUCAGCUGAUGUUGCCCGAGGCGGUCGCCAUCGUGUGCUCCCCAAAGCAUAAAGACACGGGCAUUUUCAGGCUCACCAAUGCUGGCAUGCUUGAGGUCUCCACUUGUAAAAAGAAGGGCUUUCAUCCUCACACGAAGGACCCCAGGCUGUUCAGUAUAUGCAGUCAUGUGUUAGUAAAAGACAUCAAAACAACUGUGUUAGACCUGAGGUGACGUGCUCCAGAUACACGAGCAUCUGCACCCGAUACCUGCCAUGGAUGUGUGUGACUGCUGAAUUUCCUAUGACGUUUCCAGAAGUGACUGAUAUUUUAUAUUUAUAUAUUUUAGACCAAAACUUUGAUAUUUAUUGUUUCUUGCACAUUUUGAAGUUUCCUUUUUGGGUUGCUGUGUCUCAAAGGAGGUCACAUGCUGUUCAAUCUAUACCUAUUAAUGUACCCAAAUAAUAUCCUCAGAAAAUAAAUUGG